Molecule: messenger RNA, 2667 nt
Organism: Brassicogethes aeneus
Lineage: Eukaryota; Metazoa; Arthropoda; Insecta; Coleoptera; Nitidulidae
Source: the annotation of a GenBank genome assembly
UUCGGAGGACGUGUCACUACUGGUUGUGGACUCCAUUGUGGACGUGAUCUUUUUUAUAGACAUAGUUUUAAACUUUCACACGACGUUUGUGGGACCGGGCGGCGAGGUCGUAUCUGAUCCGAAAGUCAUCCGCAUGAACUAUCUGAAAAGUUGGUUCAUCAUCGACCUGCUUAGUUGCUUGCCAUACGAUGUGUUCAACGCUUUCGACCACGACGAAGAUGGCAUUGGUAGUCUAUUCAGCGCCCUCAAAGUGGUACGCCUGCUACGCUUGGGCCGAGUGGUGCGCAAACUCGACCGCUAUCUGGAGUACGGCGCUGCCAUGUUGAUCCUGCUCCUCUGCUUCUACAUGCUGGUCGCUCAUUGGCUGGCGUGCAUAUGGUACUCGAUCGGUCGGUCGGACGCCGACAACGGCGUUCAGUACAGCUGGCUGUGGAAAUUGGCGAACAUCACGCAGAAUCCGUACUCGUACGUGUGGCCGAACGACUCGAGCACGCCCGAACUGAUCAACGGACCUUCGCGAAAGACGAUGUACGUGACGGCGUUGUAUUUCACGAUGACGUGCAUGACGUCCGUUGGGUUUGGCAACGUGGCAGCCGAAACGGACAACGAAAGGAUCUUCACGAUAUGCAUGAUGAUCAUUGCGGCCCUAUUGUAUGCGACAAUCUUCGGUCACGUGACGACGAUUAUUCAACAGAUGACGUCUGCGACCGCAAAGUAUCACGACAUGCUGAACAACGUAAGGGAGUUUAUGAAGCUACACGAGGUCCCCAAGGCGCUGUCGGAACGCGUGAUGGACUAUGUGGUGUCCACGUGGGCCAUGACCAAGGGCCUCGAUCAGGACAAGGUGCUCAACUUCUGCCCGAAGGACAUGAAGGCGGACAUCUGCGUCCACUUGAACCGGAAGGUGUUCAACGAACAUCCGGCCUUCCGGUUGGCGUCGGACGGCUGUCUCAGGGCGCUCGCGAUGCAUUUUACCAUGUCGCACAGCGCUCCGGGCGAUCUGCUCUACCACACCGGCGAGUCCAUCGAUUCGCUUUGUUUCAUCGUCACCGGUAGCCUGGAGGUCAUACAAGACGACGAGGUGGUGGCGAUAUUAGGUAAGGGAGACGUUUUCGGCGAUUCUUUCUGGAAAGACAACGCAGUAGGCCAAUCGGCGGCCAACGUGCGCGCACUAACCUACUGCGAUCUACACACCAUCAAGCGCGACAAACUGCUGGAAGUGCUGGACUUCUACCAGGCGUUCGCGAACAGUUUCGCCAGGAACCUGAUACUUACAUACAAUCUGCGGCACCGCUUGAUAUUUAGAAAGGUGGCUGACGUCAAAAGAGAACGCGAGUUGGCCGAGAGGAGAAAAAACGAGCCGCAGCUCGAUCAGAAUCAGGAUCACUUGGUGCGAAAGAUUUUUUCCAAGUUUAGAAGAGAUCGAUCGCAGCAUGUUGCCACUAAUGAUAUGGAGAAAGGCGCUGAUUCAAGUGAAGGUGGAGAUAAGGGUAUAGCUCGAGGCAUCUCCACCACAAAACUUUCUUCAGUAGCCGAAAAGGACGACUCGAGCAACACGGGAGUCAAAACGACUUUACAAAGGCCGAGCAGCAUGCGGGGUAGCAAGUGGGGUCGACUUCUGGGUUCAGCCAGCUUGGAUUCCAGCUCAGAAACGUCGGCGCCCAACGCCACAACUUUCACCAGGAGUCAGAGCGCCAAGGACCCGAAGGACAGGCCGAGUUCAUCCUCGUCGGGUAGCUCCAUCACUCAGUCGACCAGCGGGUCAGGAAACAAGAUUUUCCCCAAGCUGCAGAAGGUGUCCACCACAAGUAGCCCAGGUAUCACCCGUCAGGACACGAUAGACGAGAUGGGCGAGGUGGAGCAGACGCAUUCGCGCAACCUGUCGCUGCGCAAGAUGCAGUCGUACGACUGCGGUCUGCGGGACCCGUCGACUGCGUCCAUGUAUCAGCCAGCCGUCCAGGAGCCGGUCGCGCCCGUCGAAUACAAGGAGAUCAUCACCAACCUGAUGGACUUCAAGGUCGACGUCAAACUCGAAAUACAAAAGCUCAACCAGAAGUUCAACAGAAUGGAGGACAUGAUGUCCGAGAUCCUUAAGAGGAUUACGCCUGAACCAAGUUCAAAAACUCAAUCGCCCCAGGGCGAGGAAGGUAAACCUAAACCUACAAACCCCGAGAGGCCUACAGAAUUAAUACCUCGAUCGAGUACAAGCGAAGGGACUGGUCUUGGAGCCACCAUACUAAAGAAAAGAAGAAGCAAAACGAGAAUUAAAUCCAUAGCACCUCAGGUUCCAACGACGCCCCCUGACAACGGCAACAACGGCGCCGGUGGUGUUGCCAAACCUUCGUCGCCGGACAGUUCGGCCGCGAGUCCGACGGAAACGACGAAGAUGCUCGAAGAGACCGUUUCGACGCCGUCCUCCCGAAAACCCAAGGACUUCUACUGAUUAAAAUUACUGUAAUUUAUAAAACAAUUAAUGAGGAACGAAUGAAUUACGGAUUUUAGUAAACGAUCGCCCAAAAAAGAAAACAAGUACUUAGGGUCAGUACUUCUCUACUCAUCCUGAAGACUUGAAAAACAAUUUCGUGUUUUUCAAAAUUAUUUUUGUCAUAUACCGGGUGUAUCUGAGAAUAGGCGCACCCCUGUAACUUUUUUAUUUAUAAAGAUACA